CGUCCGCGAAGCGCGCUCCCGCUGUUGUGCUGUCACGAGCCUUAUCCGAGCCGUGGAGUGGAGGCUGGAGAAUUAGACCGGACAUUAAUUAUACAGGACAUCUUAUUUUUAACCAAAUUUAUUGCGCCACAAAGAGUGCGGGGCUACAAUAUCACAUCGCCGGUUGACAACUGACCCUCUCUACCGAGUUCUUCCGGUCAGUCGGGGAUGUGCUCCGGUAUUUGAAUGAUACAGCUAGCCAGCUAGCUGUGAAGCUAGUUUUACGGUGCGUGACUCGAAGUAACUUAACAUCAUAUUCUCGGAGGGUACUCAUAUUAACACGUUUGACCGCUUUCGCCUAAGGGACAUUCACGUAGCGGUGGGUUUUUUAACUUUGGCGAAUAAUUGCUGUUCGUGUUCCGCGUCGCUUCUAAUCCAGAUAAGGAUUGAAUGAAAUAACGUUAGCUCGCCAGUAGCCAGUAGUAUUCAGCGGAAACGAAGCAGCUAACGGGGAUAAAGACAACUUAUCCUGUCCCUGGGCGAUCUACCGCCAUCCACACGCCGAAUCUAGAAAAGGCCACCCACAAGGAUCCAGGUUAAACAGCCACAACGUGAAGUUGUAGCCAGGGACGGGGACGGCGAAGCGGCUAGCUAGCUACGACUAAACGUCAAGUUGGCCAUCUUCCACUUGGGUCCAGUGUGAACGGCUGACCAGUUUAUUUUCCACGGAUAAGGCCGGAGAGAGGACAGAAACCUGCAAACAUGCCGGCUGUGUCGAAAGGAGAUGGAAUGCGCGGAUUAGCUGUCUUCAUCUCGGACAUUAGAAAUUGUAAGAGCAAGGAGGCCGAGAUCAAGCGCAUCAACAAAGAGCUGGCCAACAUACGCUCCAAGUUUAAAGGAGACAAGGCUCUGGACGGCUACAGCAAGAAAAAGUACGUCUGCAAGCUGCUCUUCAUCUUCCUGCUCGGCCAUGACAUCGACUUCGGACACAUGGAGGCCGUCAACCUGCUCAGCUCCAACAAGUACACGGAGAAACAAAUCGGCUACCUGUUCAUCUCGGUGCUGGUAAACAGCAACAGCGAGCUGAUCCGCCUGAUCAACAACGCCAUCAAGAAUGACCUGUCCAGCCGCAACCCCACCUUCAUGUGCCUGGCGCUGCACUGCAUCGCCAACGUCGGCAGCCGCGAGAUGGCCGAGGCCUUCGCCAGCGAGAUCCCCCGGAUCCUUGUUGCUGGCGACACGAUGGACAGCGUGAAACAGUCGGCUGCUCUGUGCUUGCUGCGGCUCUACAAGACUUCUCCGGACCUGGUGCUGAUGGGAGAGUGGACGUCUCGUGUGGUUCACCUGCUCAACGACCAACACAUGGGCGUGGUGACGGCAGCCAUCUCUCUCAUCACCUGCCUGAGUCAAAAGAAUCCAGAUGAGUUCAAGACCUGCGUUUCCCUGGCCGUUUCCCGUCUGAGCAGGAUCGUGUCGUCGGCCUCCACCGACCUGCAGGACUACACCUACUACUUCGUGCCGGCGCCGUGGCUCUCCUGCAAGCUGCUGCGCCUGCUGCAGUGCUACCCACCGCCGGAAGACGGCGCCGUCAAGGGCCGCCUGGUGGAGUGCCUGGAGACCAUCCUCAAUAAGGCCCAGGAGCCGCCCAAGUCCAAGAAGGUGCAGCACUCCAACGCCAAGAACGCGAUCCUGUUCGAGGCCAUCUCGCUCAUCAUCCACUACGACAGCGAGCCGAACCUCCUGGUGCGAGCCUGCAACCAGCUGGGCCAGUUCCUGCAGCACAGAGAGACCAACCUCCGCUACCUGGCCCUGGAGAGCAUGUGCACUCUGGCCAGCUCGGAGUUUUCGCACGAGGCCGUCAAGACGCACAUCGAGACCGUCAUCAACGCCCUCAAGACCGAGAGGGACGUGAGUGUUCGGCAGCGGGCGGCAGAUCUGCUCUACGCCAUGUGCGACCGCAGCAACGCUAAGCAGAUCGUAGCCGAGAUGCUCAGCUACCUUGAGACGGCGGACUACUCCAUCAGGGAGGAGAUGGUGCUGAAAGUGGCCAUACUCGCGGAGAAGUACGCCGUGGAUUACUCCUGGUAUGUCGACACCAUCCUCAACCUCAUCCGCAUCGCCGGCGACUACGUCAGCGAGGAGGUGUGGUACCGAGUCAUUCAGAUCGUCAUCAACCGAGACGACGUGCAGGGAUACGCCGCCAAGACGGUGUUUGAGGCCUUGCAAGCUCCCGCCUGCCACGAGAACAUGGUAAAGGUCGGAGGCUACAUCCUGGGAGAGUUUGGUAACCUCAUUGCCGGUGACCCCCGUUCCAGUCCGCUGGUCCAGUUCAACCUCCUCCACUCCAAGUUCCACCUGUGCUCCGUGCCGACCCGCGCCCUGCUGCUGUCGGCCUACAUCAAGUUCAUCAACCUGUUCCCGGAGACCAAGGCCACCAUCCAGGAGGUGCUGCGCUGCGACAGCCAGAUCCGCAACUCGGACGUGGAGCUGCAACAGCGCGCGGUGGAGUACCUGAAGCUUUCUUCCAUCGCCAGCACGGACGUCCUGGCCACAGUCUUGGAGGAGAUGCCUCCCUUCCCAGAGAGGGAGUCAUCGAUUCUGGCAAAACUCAAGAAGAAGAAGGGCCCCGGGGCCGUGUCCGUGACAGAGCUGGAAGACAACAAACGGGAAGGCGGGGAGUUGAACGGAGGCGCCGAACGGGGGCCGGACACAUCGGCCAUGGCGGCGUCUAAUGCUUCUACCCCGUCACCAUCAGCAGACCUCCUCGGGAUUCGUUCCGCUGCUCCCCUCGGUGCAGCUCCGACCAGCGCCGGCAGCCUACUGGUGGACGUGUUCUCCGAGGCGGGGCCUGCUGCACCUUCUGCCGCUGUGAACGACGACGGCUUCCUGAGAGAUCUGGAAGCGCCCACCGAGACCUCCGAUUCCCUAUUGGUGGAGGGCUCUGGUGACUCGGACUCUGCUCCUCCCUCUGAGGAUCCUGCUCCUCCUCUGUCUGAGGCAGACGAACUUCUUAACAAGUUUGUGUGCAAGAACAACGGGGUUUUGUUUGAGAAUCAGCUCCUACAGAUCGGCAUCAAGUCAGAGUAUCGUCAGAAUCUUGGGAGAAUGUACUUAUUCUACGGAAACAAGACGUCGGUGCAGUUUGCCAGCUUCACCACCACAGUCACCUGUCCUGGGGAGUUGCAGUCUCAGCUCAACGUUCAGACCAAACCAGUGGAGCCGCUGGUGGAGGGUGGAGCCCAGAUUCAACAGGUCCUCAACAUCGAGUGUCUGACCGACUUCUCCGACGCGCCGCUGCUCAACAUAAAGUUCAGGUAUGGAGGAGCUCUGCAGAACCUGACGCUCAAGCUGCCCGUCACCAUCAACAAGUUCUUCCAGCCAACUGAGAUGUCCUCACAUGACUUCUUCCAGCGCUGGAAACAGCUUAGCCAGCCUCAGCAAGAAGCACAAAAGAUAUUCAAGGCCAACAACAGCAUGGACACCGAAGUACUCAAGGCGAAGCUGCUGGGACUAGGAACGGCCCUGCUGGACAACGUUGAUCCAAACCCAGAGAACUACGUGUGCGCUGGAGUGAUCCAGACCAAGGGCCAGCAAGUGGGCUGUCUGCUGAGACUGGAGCCAAACGCACAGGCACAGAUGUACCGCCUGACCCUGCGCUGCAGCAAAGACUCUGUGUCCCGGCGUCUGUGCGAGCUACUGGCCGAACAGUUCUAGGGUCCACACCUCCACUGGACCAGUACUCCCACCACCACCACCCCCCCCCCACCAGCGACCUCUAUCCCCACCGGAGCCCUCCUGCCACACUUCCUCCUCCUCCUCCUCCUCCUCCAACAAAGAAUCUUUGAGUUAAAAGAAAAAAGAAAAAAAAAAAGGUGUAACCUACAUAAGGGAAAAAGCAGCCGCUGCCAGCAGCAGCAGCAGCAAUAUUAUUGUCAUUAUUCUCGUCCCAGAUCCCGAUUCCAGUUCAUCUUCUACUUGUUUAUUAACAUUGAUGCUACAUUCUUGGUUUUUGUUGGUUUACCUGUGUAGCUGGUGUGUGUGUGCGUACGGCCAGGAGUGAGUGAGUGUGCGAGUGAGUGAGUGUGUGUGCGUCCCGUGGUUGUGCUGGGGUCUCAUUCUGCUCCAUCCCGACUGCUGCGUAGAACCGACGCUGUGUAUUUCUGUGUGUGAGAGGUGUGCAGAACAUUCCUCGAAGUCAAAUGGGAGAAACGCCCCACCCCUCCUCUAAAGAAAUGAGACCUGAGGGUUCAGAAAAUGCACUUAAGAUGUUGGGAUCCUCUCAGAGACCCUCCAGCAUGAGCCCACUCUUUCAUUUUUCCGUUGAACGGCCCCCUCCUGCGAUCAAAUCCCCCCCUUUCCCUCCUCCUACCUCCCUCCCUCCCUUCCCCUCCCACACACACAAUGCUUCAAUAUACUAGUGCGCUUGUUUAUGUUAUUGAUGUGUAUGUAAAUACGUGCCAGUGGACGACUUUAUCGCUUCCUGAGACAUUCCCAUAACGCUUUCGUUUAUAGAGCGCUGCUGAUUACUUAGCUCAGACAGGACGGACCCUGUGCGGGUGAAGAGGACAGGGGGUGAGACACGUCCCAUCCACGUCGCGGGGUCCAGGUUGAAUCUAAGACAGACGAUGCUGGUACCCGUUUUAGUUGAUCCAACUUGCUGCGCCGAGCCUUUUUUAUUAUUAUUAUUAUUAUUAUUAUUAUUAUUAUUAUCUUUAGAGCACAAAUCGACACCUGAUGGAAACAGAAGAGAGGUCAGUCUGAGACAUUUCCGCACAUCCAGAUUUUUCCCGCUCCUCCAACCAACCACGAUAGAGACCAAUGCCAAUAAAUCUGAUGUGUAACCAACCACUACAGUAUGUAUUCGUAGAAAACGGCUCGCCCGCUUCUUUUCCCGCCGCGCGCAUGAGCAACCGACGCCGCGGGAGAGGACAGGAUGUAAGACGCCCAGGUGUCCAUGGCAACUACAGGGGGACUCGUGUGUGUGUGUCUGUCUGUCUGUCUGUGUGUGUGAGUGUGAGUGUGGCUGGAAGCAGGUAAGAGGAAGGACAGAGAAAGAAGAAAUUAAAAAAAAUAAAUAAAAAAGAAAGCGAAGAGAAAAAAAAGAAGCCUAAAGACAUUUCUAAUACAUGAUCACAUUACAUUCUGUGGUUGCGCGGCAAUCACGGGACGUUGAACUUUGUAGUGGAAAACGUAGUCAUUUUUUUGUCAUUCUGUGAGUGUGUGUACGUGAGUUUGUGUGUGCGUGUCUAUGCAGUAUCCACUAGCUAAUGCAGCCUCAUGUAUCGGUGUUAAGAACCUGUCCAAUACCUGUGUUAGAAUUAAGAUUUACUCUGUAAUGAAAAAAAAAUGUGAAAGUAAAACUAUGCCAUAUAUCCGA
Messenger RNA from Mugil cephalus (flathead mullet), 5356 nucleotides. It is a transcript of the gene ap2a1, whose product is annotated as adaptor related protein complex 2 subunit alpha 1. The record is from RefSeq and is a predicted model, not a curated record. Gene Ontology annotation, biological process: clathrin-dependent endocytosis; intracellular protein transport. Gene Ontology annotation, cellular component: AP-2 adaptor complex; membrane coat. Lineage: Eukaryota; Metazoa; Chordata; Actinopteri; Mugiliformes; Mugilidae. The transcript is spliced from 22 exons. Gene Ontology annotation, molecular function: clathrin-cargo adaptor activity. Bases 742 to 3693 code for a protein of 983 amino acids.